Molecule: messenger RNA, 3564 nt
Organism: Fusarium keratoplasticum
Lineage: Eukaryota; Fungi; Ascomycota; Sordariomycetes; Hypocreales; Nectriaceae
Product: Stress response protein NST1
Exons: 1
Coding region: 1-3564 (1187 amino acids)
Source: RefSeq, a predicted model, not a curated record
AUGCCGGCCAACAACCAGAAACCGGCUUCCCAAACGCCGGCAUCGCCUCGAAAUACUGCAAAAUACACCAACAAGGAUGGCUCCAAGUUCAUCACCGUACCUAAAGGGUCUCCCUCCGAGUCGUCGCUCCCCCCGACCCCCACAACUACCAAAGCCAGCGCCCCCCCACCAGAUGCUAGCAAUGGUCCUGCUCCUACUAUCAACCGCAAGAAGCAGAAGCGUCGGCAGAAGGCCGCUGCGAAACUUGCCCUGCAGCAGCAGACUGCUAAUGGACACGAUGCAGCAUCUGGAGCUGGUUCGGCUGCGGGAUCGACGUUGGGCCGCGGCCCCGCUGACCAUGAAGAAGUCGAGAGCGAUGAUGAGCACGAGUAUGUCCUGGCAAGCGAAGUAUCAGGGCCGACUAGCAACGGCCAUCCGCUCCCGGAUUCCAAGUCCAAGAAGAAAAACAAGAAGAAGAAGAAGGGAGGCGCAGCAAGCAACGACUCUCCACAAUUGGCGGCCGAUCGAAACCCUCCAUCGCAGCCUAACAUGUCGCGAGGUUCUGGCAUGUCUCGCGACAAGAUUUGGAGCACUAGUAACCAGGAGGAGCGAGAACGCAUCAAGGAGUUCUGGCUUGGAUUGGGUGAAGAUGAGCGGAAAUCCUUGGUCAAGGUGGAGAAGGACGCUGUCCUGAAGAAGAUGAAGGAACAGCAGAAGCACACCUGCAGUUGUACCGUCUGCGGUAGAAAGCGCAACGCGAUCGAGGAAGAGCUAGAGGGUCUGUACGAUGCCUACUACCUGGAGCUGGAGCAGUUCGCGAACCAAGGCGAGGCGCCUACCAUGCUGCCUACACCCCGCGACUUCUCCCUACGGCCACCUCGAGGGCUGCCAUCGAGCUACGGCAAUCCACCGCCAUCCCGCGGGCGGAUAGUUGAACAUGUUGGCGAUGACGAGGAUGAGGACGACCUAGAGGAGGUUUAUAGCGAAGACGGAGUGGAGGACGAUGACUAUAGCGACGACGAACCUCCCGAAGAAUUCCACAAUCCACACGAUCGAGACGUCGCCGAUUUCUUGACGUUUGGCAACAGCCUUCAAGUCAAGGGUACGCAGCUUCUUGAAUCACUUCUCCACAGAUAUGGUAACAUGGACUUAGGUGGCAUUCUCACCGUGGCGGAUGAUCUCCUCAAGAACGACGGCAAGCGAUUCAUCGAGAUGAUGGAGCAGCUCGCGGAGCGUCGGAUGGCCAGGGAAGAGGAUGCUCGCGAGCACUUCUCUCGCGGCUAUGGCGGUCACCCCAAUGGCUCAUACUCCAAUCCUCAUAACCAUCCUCCUCCCGACGACGACGAAUAUGAUGACGAAGAAGACGAGGAAGAGGACUAUGACGAUAGCCAAGACGAGGAGUAUGAGGAUGAAGAGGUAUACUCGAACCCCUCUGUGAUGCCACCCCAGUCCCAUACUGAGUGUUGCUGCCAGGACCAGAUGACGGAGGAGCAACGGAUGGAAGAAGGCCGUCGGAUGUUCCAGAUCUUUGCCGCUCGCAUGUUUGAGCAGCGCGUGCUCUCAGCCUACAAGGAAAAAGUGGCCAAGGAACGCCAGCAGAAACUCCUCGAGGAGCUGGAGGACGAGAACCGCCUAGUCGAACAACAAAAGGCCAAGAAAGCUAAGAACGCCCAGAAGAAGAAGGACAAGGCUGCUCAAAAGAAGCAGGCUCAGGCUGAGGAGCGGGCGCGCAAGGAAGCUGAGAAGGCUGCAGAAGAGGCUGCACGACAAGAAGCCGAGAAGCAACGGAUUGCUCAGCAGAAGGCAAGGAGCGAGGAGAAGCGAAAGCAAAAGGAGGCUUACAAGAAGGCGGAAGAGGAGGCUCGUCUACGGAAAGAGGCGGAGCGACAACGGCAGCGCGAAAAGCAGGCCGAACAAGAGCGCAAAGCCCGUGAAGCUAAGGAAAAGGAGAAGAAGCUGAAGGAAGAACAGCGACAGCGGGAGAAAGAGGCUCGAGAGCAAAAGGAGCGCGAGGCCCAAGAGCGAAAGGACAAGCAGGACCGCGACAAGCGGGAGAAGGAAGCCCGAGCUGCCAAGGCCCAGAAGGAAGCCCAAGCUGCUCGUGAGGCCAAGGAGAAGCUUAAGGAGGAAAAGGCGGCAGCUCACAAGGCGGCCACCCAAGCAUCACAGCCUCUCCAAAUCCCCAAGCGCGGACAGCAACACCCAGUCUCGAUACCGACCGCCCUGCCGCAACAUCCUCCUAACCCCAACAGCUACGCAUCGCCUAAGAUACCGGUUGCGACACCUGUGAUUCCCAAAGCGCCGACUCCUAUGCGACCCAGGACAAUGUCGCAGCAACAGGACACGGCACCGACAAGCUCAUCUGCGUCUCAGUCUGCUUCUGCUACUAGUCAGAACCCUUCGCCUCACUCAUUGACACCAGCUCACAUGAGCCCGGGCCCGAUAGGGCAGCGCAAGAGUAGCGCAAGCACGACAGCAACAACGUCGCAGCAUUCCCACUCGGUAUCGCCUACGAAUGCCCAGUCUAGGAUUGCUAGUCAACCCAUUGGCUUCCAGAUGCCUCCCAUGGGAAUUCAGCCUCCUCCAGGAUUGACUCAUGCACCACCAGGUUUCCCGAACCGUAUACCCCACGAGGCCAUGUUCCCUCCAGGUUUCAGACAUAGUCCUAAUGUGAUGAUGCCUCCUCCUGGCAUACACGGCGCGCCCGGUCGUGGAUUCCCACCAGCGUCUAUGCCGCCCCCGGGAUUCCACCAAGCCGGCGAUCAGUUCGGAAUGGGUGGUUUCCCCAUGCCCAAGGACGUCCCCCCGCCAGUGCACACCCGCCAGAGCUCUGGACAGUUCGAUAUUCCGCCUCCAACGGCGCAGCCUAUUGGACGGCCUGCUCCUAUUGGACGUCCUGGGAGUGUCAGCAUGGGAAGAAUGCCUGAUGAUCUCGAUGAUGAGACUACUCAUCUGGGAAGUCGGGCGCUUCUUGAAGACGACGAACCGCUUGCCUCUGAUGUGAACCCGGCAAGUCUGCGAAACCAGCCUCCGGGCUUUCCCACAGGUCCCUUCAUGCCCUCAGGGUAUCCCAUGGCGCAUAACCCCUGGGGACCUCCUGCUGGCGGCACGUUUCCUCCUCCUGGAUUCGGAAACCCGGGCUGGGGCGCGCCAAGUGCGCCUCCGGGUUUCGGCAUGGGAUCUCCGGUUCCCUCGAUGAGUGCCAUCCGCAGUACGGCUCCGGCUCGGCAUGUCGCUGUUCGACAGAUGCUCUGCCAAGCCUGUAAGGCUCUGGGUGGCUCAGGUGACUCGGAAGGCUUCAUUGAUUUGUCAACCAUCAAGUCGCAGAUUGAUGAUAUGACGGGUGACAAUAUCUCGGAAAUUGAUCUGCUGAACUUGUGCGAGACGGAGGGAAGCCCGUCCAACGGAGGUGGUGCUUUUGACCUCAAACGGGAUGUUGACGGUUCUGGAAAACACCGGGUACGAUGGCAGCCGGAUCCAAGCGACGGAUUCAAUCCUCAGUAUCGAGCCGUUGGCGCACCGGGUGAAAUUGGCAGUCCAUUGAUGGGCCAUGUGUCACAGCAUGUGCCGCAGCGAGGGUCCUAG